Molecule: messenger RNA, 783 nt
Organism: Lodderomyces pseudojiufengensis
Lineage: Eukaryota; Fungi; Ascomycota; Pichiomycetes; Serinales; Debaryomycetaceae
Exons: 1
Coding region: 1-783 (260 amino acids)
Molecular function (GO): oxidoreductase activity, acting on the CH-OH group of donors, NAD or NADP as acceptor
Source: RefSeq, a predicted model, not a curated record
AUGUCAUCGUUAUUCUCAUUAGAUGGUCAAGUUGCAUUAAUAACCGGUGCAACUUCUGGAAUUGGACUAGGCUAUGCGGAAGGAUUAGCUUCUGCAAAUAUAAAACAAUUGAUAUUGACGUAUAGAUCAGAACAAAAUUUUGAAGAUGCUAAAACAGCUAUUUUGAAACUCAAUGAGAACGUAAAAAUUGAUGGGAUCAAAGUUGAUUUUUUGAAUGAAAAUGAAGAUGAAUUAGUCGAAAAGAUUUAUGAACAAGGCUACAAACUUAGUACAACUGGAGUUAUAGAUAUAUUAAUUAAUAAUGCAGGUAUAACAGAAAGAUAUAAUUUUGAAAGUUUCCCACAACAAAAAUUUGAUGAUGUAUUGAGAAUUGAUUUAGAUAUUCCAAUAAAAUUAACUCAAAAGUUUGGAACUAGGAUGUUGGAGCUUAAAACUAAAGGUAAAAUUGUUUUCACAGCUUCAUUAUUAUCAUUUCAAGGUGGUAUGAAAUCUACACCAUACGCAGUAGCAAAAGGAGGUUUAAAACAAUUUACACAAGCAGUAAGUAAUGAAUGGUCUAGUCGAGGUAUAAGAGUGAACUGUAUUGCUCCUGGUUAUGUAGAAACUAAAUUGACUUCAACUAUGGAGCAACAAAAUAAAGAUCUAGUUGAUAAAAGAAUUCCUAUGGGAAGAUGGGCACAACCGGGAGAUUUUAGAGGACCAAUAGUGUUUUUAUGUAGUGAUGCUUCUAGCUAUGUUACUGGAGAAACAUUAGUUGUGGAUGGUGGUUGGUUGGGUCGUUAA